AUGUGGACGAAAACGGAAGGACCAUUUUCAUCUGAACCGCUGACUUCAACGACAACAGCGCAGAUGACGUCUACUACGGCAGAGCCUUGGACGACGACAGAGCCCACCAGAGCCUUGGACGACGACAGAGCCCACGUCAACAACCGAAUCGCUGACUUCAACGACAACAGCGUAUACGACGUCUACUACAGCAGAGCCCUGGACGACGACAGAGCCCACGUCAACACCGAAUCGCUGACUUCAACGACAGCAGCGUAUACGACGUCUACUACAGCAGAGCCUUCGACGACGACAGAGCCCACCAGAGCCUUGGACGACGACAGAGCCCACGUCAACAACCGAAUCGCUGACUUCAACGACAACAGAGUAUACGACGUCUACUACAGCAGAGCCUUGGACGACGACAGAGCCCACGUCAACAACCGAAUCGCUGACUUCAACGACAACAGGGUAUACAACGUCUACUACAGGAGAGCCCUGGACGACGACAGCGCCCACGUCAACAGCCGAAUCGCUGACUUCAACGACAACAGGGUUUACAACGUCUUCUACAGGAGAGCCCUGGACGACGACAGCGCCCACGUCAACAGCCGAAUCGCUGACUUCAACGACAACAGGGUUUACAACGUCUUCUACAGGAGAGCCCUGGACGACGACAGAGCCCACGUCAACAGCCGAAUCGCUGACUUCAACGACAACAGGGUAUACGACGUCUUCUACAGGAGAGCCCUGGACGACGACAGCGCCCACGUCACAACCGAAUCGCUGACUUCAACGACAACAGGGUAUACGACGUCUACUACAGGAGAGCCUUGGACGACGACAGAGCCCACGUCAACAGCCGAAUCGCUGACUUCAACGACAACAGGGUAUACGACGUCUACUACAGGAGAGCCUUGGACGACGACAGAGCCCACGUCAACAGCCGAAUCGCUGACUUCAACGACAACAGGGUAUACAACGUCUUCUACAGGAGAGCCCUGGACGACGACAGCGCCCACGUCAACAGCCGAAUUGCUGACUUCAACGACAACAGGGUAUACAACGUCUUCUACAGGAGAGCCCUGGACGACGACAGCGCCCACGUCAACAACCGAAUCGCUGACUUCAACGACAACAGAGUAUACGACGUCUACUACAGCAGAGCCUUGGACGACGACACAGAGCCCACGUCAACAAGCCGAAUCGCUGACUUCAAACGACAACAGAGGGUUUACAUACGACGUCUUCUACAGGAGAGCCCUGGACGACGACAGCGCCCACGUCAACAGCCGAAUUGCUGACUUCAACGACAACAGGGUAUACAACGUCUUCUACAGGAGAGCCCUGGACGACGACAGAGCCCACGUCAACAACCGAAUCGCUGACUUCAACGACAACAGAGUAUACGACGUCUACUACAGCAGAGCCUUGGACGACGACAGAGCCCACGUCAACAACCGAAUCGCUGACUUCAACGACAACAGCGUAUACGACGUCUACUACAGUAGAGCCUUGGACGACGACAGAGCCCACGUCAACAACCGAAUCGCUGACUUCAACGACAACAGAGUAUACGACGUCUACUACAGUAGAGCCUUGGACGACGACAGAGCCCACGUCAACAACCGAAUCGCUGACUUCAACGACAACACAGCGUAUACGACGUCUACUACAGCAGAGCCUUGGACGACGACAGAGCCCACCAGAGCCUUGGACGACGACAGAGCCCACGUCAACAACCGAAUCGCUGACUUCAACGACAACAGCGUAUACGACGUCUACUACAGUAGAGCCUUGGACGACGACAGAGCCCACGUCAACAACCGAAUCGCUGACUUCAACGACAACAGAGUAUACGACGUCUACUACAGUAGAGCCCUGGACGACGACAGAGCCCACGUCAACAAAGCCGAAUCGCUGACUUCAACGACAACAGAGUAUGCGACGUCUACUACAGUAGAGCCUUGGACGACGACAGAGCCCACGUCAACAAACCGAAUCGCUGACUUCAACGACAGCAGCGUAUACGACGUCUACUACAGUAGAGCCUUGGACGACGACAGAGCCCACGUCAACAACCGAAUCGCUGACUUCAACGACAACAGAGUAUGCGACGUCUACUACAGUAGAGCCUUGGACGACGACAGAGCCCACGUCAACAACCGAAUCGCUGACUUCAACGACAGCAGCGUAUACGACGUCUACUACAGCAGAGCCUUGGACGACGACAGAGCCCACGUCAACAACCGAAUCGCUGACUUCAACGACAACAGCGUAUACGACGUCUACUACAGUAGAGCCUUGGACGACGACAGAGCCCACGUCAACAACCGAAUCGCUGACUUCAACGACAGCAGCGUAUACGACGUCUACUACAGCAGAGCCUUGGACGACGACAGAGCCCACGUCAACAACCGAAUCGCUGACUUCAACGACAACAGCGUAUACGACGUCUACUACAGUAGAGCCUUGGACGACGACAGAGCCCACGUCAACAACCGAAUCGCUGACUUCAACGACAACAGCGUAUACGACGUCUACUACAGCAGAGCCUUGGACGACGACAGAGCCCACGUCAACAACCGAAUCGCUGACUUCAACGACAACAGCGUAUACGACGUCUACUACAGCAGAGCCUUGGACGACGACAGAGCCCACGUCAACAACCGAAUCGCUGACUUCAACGACAACAGCGUAUACGACGUCUACUACAGUAGAGCCUUGGACGACGACAGAGCCCACGUCAACAACCGAAUCGCUGACUUCAACGACAACAGAGUAUGCGACGUCUACUACAGUAGAGCCUUGGACGACGACAGAGCCCACGUCAACAACCGAAUCGCUGACUUCAACGACAACAGAGUAUACGACGUCUACUACAGUAGAGCCUUGGACGACGACAGAGCCCACGUCAACAACCGAAUCGCUGACUUCAACGACAGCAGCGUAUACGACGUCUACUACAGCAGAGCCUUGGACGACGACAGAGCCCAACGUCAACAACCGAAUCACUGA
Molecule: messenger RNA, 2997 nt
Organism: Ostertagia ostertagi
Lineage: Eukaryota; Metazoa; Nematoda; Chromadorea; Rhabditida; Trichostrongylidae
Source: the annotation of a GenBank genome assembly